Messenger RNA from Bombina bombina (fire-bellied toad), 1571 nucleotides. It is a transcript of the gene AQP8, whose product is annotated as aquaporin 8. Lineage: Eukaryota; Metazoa; Chordata; Amphibia; Anura; Bombinatoridae. Gene Ontology annotation, biological process: water transport; transmembrane transport. The coding region runs from base 109 to 876 and encodes 255 amino acids. Gene Ontology annotation, molecular function: water channel activity. Gene Ontology annotation, cellular component: plasma membrane. The transcript is spliced from 6 exons. The record is from RefSeq and is a predicted model, not a curated record.
CUUUCCCUCUUUCAGUCUCUCUGUAGCACUGUAAGCACUUGAGAUUAAGUAGAAUUUAUGGAAUUGUGACACACCUGUUAUACUGAUAUUUACCAGCCCUUCGUCCCAAUGACUGAUACAGAAAUGGUACAAAUGUCCUUCAAAGACAGUGAGGACUAUUUGGAGAAGCCGCCUAAGCCUCACUGGUACGAGCAAUACGUGCAGCCGUGUCUUGCGGAGCUUCUGGGCACUAUGUUAUUUGUGUUUAUUGGUUGUGUGUCGGUUAUUGAGAAUGGAGACAGUACCGGCAGACUGCAGCCAGCAAUAGCACACGGCCUCGCCCUAGGAUUAACCAUCGCUAUCCUGGGAGGAAUAAGUGGUGGGCACUUUAACCCCGCGGUUUCAUUAGCUGCCUGGAUCAUUGGAGGCCUCAAUACAUUUCUGGUGUUUCCGUACUGGGUUUCCCAGCUGUGCGGGGGAAUGAUUGCAGCUGCGCUGGCCAAGGCUAUGACUGUAGAGGAUAACUACCAAAACUCCACCGGAGCGGCCUUUACAACUAUGUUCACUGAUGAGCAACUCCCAAGGGCCAUUGGAGCUGAGAUAAUCAUGACAUUCUACCUGGUGAUGGCGGUUUGCAUGGGAGCUAUCAAUGAGAAGACCCGAACUCCACUGGCGCCAUUUUGUAUCGGUUUCACUGUGACUGUGGAUAUCUUAGCUGGUGGCGCUAUCUCUGGAGCUUGCAUGAACCCUGCACGAGCUUUCGGUCCAGCUGUGGUUGCUAAUUACUGGAGUUAUCACUGGGUGUACUGGGUAGGACCCAUGGCAGCUGGUCUAUUGGCUGGUGGAAUCAUAAGGCUUUUACUGGGGGACAACAAAAUCCGACUCUUUUUAAAGUGACGUGAGGAAAAGAGUCUCCCUCCUGACCUAUGGGCACAUCCAGGACCUCUGUCAGAAGAUAGGUGCUACCCUGAGUCUUCUCCGUUAUAUUCUGGACAUGAACUUUCUCAGUUAGCCACGAGGACCUGGAAUGAGGGAUAUCGGCCUCCUAACUGCAAUAACAGCCAUCCUGGCAUGAACGGUUUACAGGGACAUGUUGAGGACCCUGCAAGUGACAAGGAGGGGACAUUGCCUCUUCUCUCACCACAGGAGUCCUGCUGUGAGCAGUCAAAGACCUGAGGGGGGCUCUUGUACAACACUGAACAUUAUUUUCUUUGACUUACAAUUGGACAAACUGACAUGCUUUACCAUUGUGCCACUUUUUGGCACAUUUUUCUCAUCUUGGCCUGACCAUAUGGGUUAUAUUGCAUAGUAUUAUAUCUUAGGCCAACACAGAGGCCAAGAGACUAAAAUGACAGUAUGGUAUAAUUAACACACUUUUUUAUAUACAUACUGUAUUCAGAAUCCCUCUCAUUUUUUGUUUUACAUUUUUUUAAUACCUUCUGCUGUACAGUAUAAAUGAUACAUUAUUUGCUCAUUAACGGGAUAUUAACGUCAAUAUUUUUAUAUAUGCAUAGUAUAUACAGUAUAUCAGCAAUUUGGCACUGUAUGCCAAAAGAUGUGCAUAGAAAAUAAAUCUUUUAAAAAAACUCUAA